AUGCCAUCGCCAGAAACCCCACCAACCCCCUCAAAUUCCAUCGAAAUCCGUCCAACAACCUACGGCGGCCGCGGCUACUUCGCCCUCUCCCCCAUCCCCGCAAACACCCUCAUCCACGUCUCUCCCUCCCCCUACACCCUCUCCAUCAUCCGCGACUUCAAAAAAGAAUGCUGUGCGCGGUGUUUCCACUGUGUUGUGGGACGGAACUUGAAGUGGAGGGCAGAGAGAGGGAAUGUUGCCGGUUUUUGGUUUUGUGGGGAGCGGUGUAAGAGGGAGUGGGAGGGGGAGGAGGAUGUGGCGGGGUUGCUUGGGGAGGCGAUGGAGUGUUUGGAGAGGGGGUUCAAGCGGCAGAAGAGAGCUGAGCCCCCACGGACUCCGGAUGGGAAGGAGGUCGGCAGAGCGUCGACGACGAUGGACGAGGAAAUGCUGGAACGAGUCUGGAAAGAUGCCGCGGAUGCACCAUGGCCUAAACACGGACAAAUCCCCGACGGUGAAGUGGACCAAGAAGAAGCCCGCUUAAUAACCUACGCCCUCGUCCGCCUUCACAACUUCCUCUCCUCCCCCGGCUCCGAAUCGUCCCCAACCUGGUCCGACUUCCUCGCCCUCCAACCCAACGCCCUCUCCCACUUCCGCUCCCAACCCUACCUGCUCCCCUCCCAUCUCCACACCUUCCAUUUCCUCCGGUCCGUGCUACCUAAAUCCCUGAGGGGUGUCUUGACACUCGAGAACUUCCGUGCGACUACGGCGAGGGAUCCGGGGAAUAGUUUCGGGAUAUGGGAACAAGCAGAAGGAGAAGAAGGGGACGGGGAGAGUGAGAUGUUGGGGUGGGCGAUGUAUCCGAGUGCGUCGUAUUUCAAUCACGAUUGUGAUCCAAACACGAAAAAGGUUCGACGAGGGCGUGCAAUGACGAUGGUAACAGCCCGAGAUGUGGCCGAGGGCGAAGAGCUGUGUAUCAGUUAUGGACAUUUGGAGGAGGAUGUACUGGAGCGACGGAGGCGGUUGGAGGAUAAGUUCUUUUUUAGGUGUGGGUGUGGGAGGUGUAAGAGGGAGAGUGGAGAAGAACAGUGAAAUGACAUGCAUAUGACAGAGAGAGGAACAUUGGUAGAGGGAAAGGGUAUUGCAUGGGUUGUCCCGGCGUUUUUGUGCUUUUUCUUAGAGAACGCUACAUUAAGAGAAUUUGAGUUACUACGCAC
Messenger RNA from Saitoella complicata NRRL Y-17804, 1193 nucleotides. Its product is annotated as SET domain-containing protein. Gene Ontology annotation, cellular component: nucleus. The record is from RefSeq and is a predicted model, not a curated record. NCBI's taxonomy places the organism in Eukaryota, Fungi, Ascomycota, Saitoellomycetes, Saitoellales, Saitoellaceae. Gene Ontology annotation, molecular function: protein binding. The coding region runs from base 1 to 1068 and encodes 355 amino acids. The transcript has 2 exons.